Messenger RNA from Colletotrichum scovillei, 2484 nucleotides. Its product is annotated as kelch domain-containing protein. The transcript has 4 exons. Gene Ontology annotation, molecular function: protein binding. The coding region runs from base 349 to 2436 and encodes 695 amino acids. The record is from RefSeq and is a predicted model, not a curated record. Lineage: Eukaryota; Fungi; Ascomycota; Sordariomycetes; Glomerellales; Glomerellaceae.
UGGAUCGGUGUUCUGUUGUAAGAGAAUCAUUGUAAAUGAUCAAUUGACCUCAUGGCUCGAAUCCGGGCCUGUGGCUUCGAAGACCUACUUGCAGGCUGGAUAUUCAGAGACUAUAUCUCAAUCCGCACUGUUCUUUGCGUCCAAAAUGCCCAAAGGCACAGUAGAUGCGGAGAGAUGAGGACUGUAUCGGCCAACGCAAAUUGCCCCUCCAUGACUGGACUCAAAUUUUCCCCAAGAUAAUGAACCCCACCAUCAUCAUCCCACCAUUCACCCCGCCGACGUCACAAACGUCAAUAUUUGAACUGAUCUGUCCGCACGUCUCACGGCCCUCUACCCAAGUCUUUCAGAAUGGCCAAGGCUAAGAAGGGAAAAAGUGACGAGAAGGCAGCUAAGCUAGCUGCAAAGAAGCAGAAGCAGGCCAACAAGGGCGAGAAGAAGGCAAAGACCAAGACUGCAAAGCUCGAGGGGAGCGAUGCCGAGGAUGUUGACCUCGAGCAAGUGCUUGAGGAGUACAAGAAGCAGCAGGAGCAAUUCCUCAAAGUCACGGAGACCGUGUGCGAGGGACCUCCCAAGGCCCGUUCUGCUUCCACCAUUAUGGCCUCUCCCUGUGACAGCAACAACUUGCUGCUCUUUGGUGGCGAGUACUUCAAUGGUUCGUUGGCUCACUUCUUCAACGACCUGCACAUCUACUACAUCAACCGUGAUGAGUGGAGGUGCGUGACGUCCCCGAACGCCCCCUUGCCGCGCUCUGGACACGCGUGGACGAGGGCCUCAAACCCCAACCAUGUCUACUUGUUCGGCGGAGAGUUCUCGUCGCCAAAGCAAGGGACGUUCCACCACUACUCGGACUUCUGGCGGUUGGAGCCUGCCACGAGAGAAUGGACAAAGAUUGAGUGUAAGGGCAAGACGCCCCCGGCCAGGAGUGGUCACCGCAUGACAUACUGGAAGCAGUAUAUCAUCUUGUUUGGUGGCUUCCAGGAUACCUCAAACCAGACCAAGUAUCUUGCCGAUGUGUGGAUCUUUGAUACCCAAAAUUUCUCCUGGCACAGCCCGACUCUGCCUCCUGCACAGUUGAAGCCUGAUGCCCGGUCGUCUUUCACGUUUCUUCCCCACGAGCAAGGCGCUGUUCUCUACGGAGGGUAUUCAAGAGUGAAAGCUACCGUAGCGGCCAACAAGCAAGCCAGGGGUUCAAGCCAAGGACAGAAGAACAUCUUGAAGCCAAUGGUUCACGAUGACUGUUUCUUCCUCAGGAUGUCUUUGCCGCCUGACGGAUCACCCCCGACAGCGCCUCCAGUCGUUCGCUGGGAACGGCGCAAGAAGCCUGCCAAUGCUCCCAGCCCCAAGCGCGCAGGCGCCACCAUGGCAUGGCACAAGGGUCGUGGAAUUCUGUUUGGAGGUGUGCACGAUGUUGAGGAUAGCGAAGAGGGCAUGGACAGCGAGUUCUUCCGAGAGCUUUUCGCGUGGAACAUUGAGAGGAACCGCUUCUUCCCGCUUGCCCUGCGCAAAGCCCGUCAGCAAAAGAAGGCCAACCCAGCCGAGCAGCGUGGAGGCCGUCGUGCUCGUGCACAGGAUCGAGAGGAGGAACUCCUCCGUCAGCUGGCUGCCUUGGAGACUGGCAAGUCUUUGGAGGAUGCUGACGACAUGGAGAUUGAGAAGAAGGAGGAAGAGCCUGAUGAGGAUGCGACCCCUAUGAGGGAGAUGCCGAUAACGAUGGAGCUGCCGCACCAACGUUUCAAUGCCCAGUUGGCUGUGCAGGAUGAUGUGCUCUACAUCUAUGGAGGCACUUUCGAGGCCAAGGACCGCGAGUUCACUUUCGACGACUUAUACGCAGUGGAUCUUGGCAAAAUGGACGGCUGUAAAGAAAUCUUCAACAGGCCUGUCGAUGACUGGAUUGAGUCCGAGGAUGAAGAGGAUGAUGACGAUGAAGAUGACGACGAAGAUGAUGAGGAUGAGGAGGAUGAAGAAGGCGAUAUCGAGAUGGAAGAGGAGGACAAGAAGCAGUUCUACACGCCGAGCAAGCGCAAGAAGAAGCAGGGUGAUGAGGCCUCUGUUGCCGGCUCCGAAACGACCAAUGCAACCUCCUCGACUGCGCCUACGAGUGCGACAGAGGACGACGAUACCGAGGCGACCGAAACCGCCGAUGACGGUCUCCCUCACCCAAGACCCUUCGAGACAAGACGUGACUUCUUCGUGCGCACCACGAACGAGUGGCAGGAAAUUCUCAUGACCAACCUUCGCUGGAAGAACAUUCAGCCGGAGACGCUCGCCAUUAAAGAGAUCAAAGCUAAGGCCUUUGAGCUCAGCGAGGAGAAGUGGUGGGAUUGUAGAGAGGAGAUCACGGCGUUGGAGGAGGAGCAGGAGGCCGCUGGUAUUAGUGAGGUUGUAUCACUUGCCGAGAGAGGUGAUGCUGCUGCCGGUGGCGCCAGAAGACGAUGAUCACUUCAGCAGAAAGAUGCAAAUAGUCUUGAAAAAUAAAGAUGCUGG